AUGUCACAACGAAAGCAGCAAACUGAAAACUUUUCUCUAAACGAAGAUCUGAUCAUGUUAAAUAAACCCUUCGAAAACCGCUAUACAAAUGAAAAUCAAGAAUAUCGCCAAAUGGCUGAAUCACGUUCAAAAACGCCUCCUAUAUUUGAUGACUGGAAUAAUCAUCGAUCUCAAUCUCGUCACAACUAUUCGCGUGAUCAUCGUUAUCGUUCAGAAUCUAGUCGAAGUCCAUCGUCAUCCUAUUCAGCUCAACGUCGAUAA
Adineta ricciae is the source of this 261-nucleotide messenger RNA. The record is from the annotation of a GenBank genome assembly. Lineage: Eukaryota; Metazoa; Rotifera; Eurotatoria; Adinetida; Adinetidae.